CUGCGACCUGUGAUCUGUGAUCUGCAGCCGGUCUCAAUCGCGGCUGAUCCCGGACAGCACGACCGAUCUCGCCCAUCAAGAACGAGCUUGCCAUGUCGAGAGCACCGCAAGGAGCACAAGCAAAGUUCACACCGAACCCGGACCUGCAGCGACAGCGCUCGCUUAGGCACAAGCGUCCGCCUCAACGACUGCCCACGCUGGAAACAGAUCUCUACAUAUCCCGGAAGAGUCCCCUGCCCGCUCUGGUGCAGCGGGCCAUCAAGAAGAUUGAAUCACCGACAUUUACGUUUCUGGUGCUUCAUGGCCUGGGUGCGGCGUUACAGCACGCCGUCAACCUGGCUCUGCUGCUCAAGAAGCGGCUGGGAGACGACAUUCGGUGGGAGAUCAGCACCUCGUCCGUUGAUCUCGUGGACGACGUGGAUCCCGGAAGCGACAACGACGAAGCCGAUCUGGAGGUACAGCACCGAUUCAACUCGGCGAUCCACAUUCGAAUAGAAAGAAGCCCUGAGCUCAAGGCUCAUGAGAGGGAGCGACUGGACCGAAAGCGCCAGAUCCAGGACCGGCUGGAGGAAGAUCUGGAAGAAAACUAUAGCAAGAAGGCAUUUGGUGGGCCGAAGGGCCGCGGCGAGAAGCUGCCCAAGCUGGACGAUGGCCCAUCCAGCACAAAUCGGGCCACAGCCGGCAGCGAUGGUCAUCAGCCUGGCCCAUCCAACAAGCCAUCCUCGAAUCGACGCAACGACCGCGAUAACAGUGAUAAUCGCGGCAAGCCUCGAGGCGGCGGCGGCGGCGGCCGUGGAGGAGGAGGUCGCGGAGGAGGACGUGGAGGAGGUCGUGGAGGCCGCGGCGGCGGAAACGCAGGAGGAAAAUAGAGCGACACUUAUCGAGAUGAAAUGUGCCGACCGAGUUCCGAUCAUCUGAUAAUAUUGCGAGCUUGGAGAUAGCCGCCAUGCGGUCGAGUUGGCGAAAGAAGGCAGCUCAGAGUUCGCGGUUGCAACG
Messenger RNA from Polychytrium aggregatum, 996 nucleotides. RefSeq lists its product as uncharacterized. Lineage: Eukaryota; Fungi; Chytridiomycota; Chytridiomycetes; Polychytriales. Gene Ontology annotation, molecular function: nucleic acid binding. Gene Ontology annotation, cellular component: nucleus; nucleolar ribonuclease P complex; ribonuclease MRP complex. Bases 93 to 869 code for a protein of 258 amino acids. The transcript has 3 exons. The record is from RefSeq and is a predicted model, not a curated record. Gene Ontology annotation, biological process: tRNA 5'-leader removal.